AAAUACCUGACACUAAAACGUACAAAUUGAUCAUGAAAUGUGUCGGCUUGAAGCUAAAGUUUAGAUUUUUUUGCAGGUUAACAACAGAUAACACAAAAUGGGAACAAGAUAAAAAUGAUUGAAAUUUCAUAAAAAGAUUUAUUUUACUAUACAAUUGCUGUCUUAGAAUCCUUUGAAGAGGACUGCAUUGAUUUGCAACAAUAAAAUCAAAUAACAUAAAAUAAAAUCAGUUUUUAAUGGUCUCUAAAUAAUGCUCCUCAGGAUAUAAGGGAUGGGUGGUUCGUUUUAUAAAUUAAACUUUAAGAAAAGUUGAUUUGUACAGAACCACUCAUUCACAAGUUAAUUUAAAGAACUUUUCAGAAAAAUAAAGGAAUAAAGUUCAAAUGUACAUAAUUUUUGUGGUUCACUGUUUAUGUUGUCAAAUUUGUCUUUUAUUAACAUUACAGGAUUCAAGUUAUUCCCAGAUUAAACAGUUUAGAGAAUACGUUUAUAGAGUCAAUGCUUUGAUAUUUUUCUUGCUUCAUAAUCUGAGAUCAUCAUGUGGACCAUCUGCUGUUGAGUUUAAAUACUUUCUAUCUGUUUAUUGGUUUUCAGUAUGUUUUCUAAAAACAUCUGGCAAAAUAAGUGAGGCUGCUUGAGAAUAAAAGGACAUUAAACAAGUGAAGGUUUCUAAAAAAACGACCACAAAAAUAACGGGGAGGGACGACUGAAAUGAACUGUGUGAUAAUUUGGAUCAGUGAGAACUUGGAUAAGAAAAAACAGAAACUUCCAGGCAGGGACCAUCAUUUAUUGUCGUGUUCACAUCCUGCCAGUUUUACUCACCACACUUACGAGAUGUCUGGAUCAGAUAACCUAUUGUUGUCUUGACCCUUUUGUUCUUUUGAGAAAUGGGUCAUUACCUGAUUGUAAGUGUGCAGUAAAUUGCCCCCUUCAGAGGUCAUGUGACUGCAGAUACAAAGGGGGGCAGUCUUUCCACCUUCAUCACACUUAUCUGUGUUCAGGAGGACAAAUUGUUUCUAAAGAAAACCUCGCUGUUGAUAGUGUGAAUAUGAGGGGAUGAUUAAACCCCCCCUGCCCUCAUCUAUUGGUUGCCAGAGGAGGUUGUGGCUUAUAAAUACCAGGCCUCGCUGGUGUGACCCUCCAGGUUCUCACGAUUCUAAAAGCUGACAGGUUUCCUCCACUCAGGGUUAUACCAGUAUGAAAUCCAGGAUGUGGAUGCUCCUCCUUUUGUGUGGCCCUUUAGGGGCAUUAGGGACAGAAGACACUCUCACCAGGGACGGCCGGCAGCUUCAGAGCCUACACUGCCCGCCUUGCAAGCGGAUACACUGCUCCACCAGGCGGACGCUGAGGCUCCAGUGCAAAGGUGGCGUCACGACGGGCGUCUGCGGCUGCUGCCCCGUGUGCGCCCGGACGGAGGGGGAGACCUGCGGAGGGAACUGGGACUAUCUGGGGAAGUGUGAUGAGGGGUUUGUGUGUAUUUAUCAGGAGCCAGCAGCUGAUAAACCAGAUGCAGAGAGAAAGGGGAUCUGUAAGGCAGUGAUUGAAACCCUCAAUCCAGAGAGCUGCAGCCCAGAAUGCACCAAGGAGUACUGUCAGGCCAACCCUUCUGCAAUCUGCUCUGCCAGGUUUGCAUCUCUGGAGAAGAAGGCAUGCCAGGGCUCCUGUCAGCACACCUCCUGCACAAGCUGCCUCAUGCUGAAGCGUCCUUCAUGCCCUCACAGCUGCGCGCCGUCCGAUCCCGCCUGCCUGGACCGUUUCGGGAGGUGUGUGCACAAUCACCUGAAAGCUCAUCCUGCCUGCAGCAGUGACAUACAGAAUAACAGCGAAGGGAAUUUGGUGUGUUUGGUGCCGGACUGCUUACCCUCAAACCCACAGCUGUAAAUCCACCAAGGGGAAGAGAUGACUGAAACCAAGGGAAAAUCUUCACAAGUUCAUGUAGCAAAAUGGAAAAAGGGCAGCUACCUUCUUAAUGUCAGUACCCUGAGAAUACUAUGUGAUCUCAUUUUAUGAUGUGAAUUGUACAUAUGUAAUCAGUCAGUUUAAGAACAUUUGUAAAAUAAACUUUGUGUAAAUAUCUGCGAAAAUAAACAUCCAAGUGAUACUCGA
Messenger RNA from Girardinichthys multiradiatus, 2106 nucleotides. Its product is annotated as IGFBP domain-containing protein. Gene Ontology annotation, molecular function: insulin-like growth factor binding. Lineage: Eukaryota; Metazoa; Chordata; Actinopteri; Cyprinodontiformes; Goodeidae. The transcript is spliced from 4 exons. Bases 1198 to 1881 code for a protein of 227 amino acids. Gene Ontology annotation, cellular component: extracellular region. The record is from RefSeq and is a predicted model, not a curated record. Gene Ontology annotation, biological process: regulation of cell growth; regulation of signal transduction.